GUGCCAGCAACUUCAGAUCUCUUAUUCAAGGAUGGUGGCGGUGGCACAGGACGCUUUGGCGUUGUGCAGAAUGAGAGCUGCCUCCAUUUUGCAGAAGAGGUGUCCCUUGCAAACGAAUUGGUCGACUCCAUUGUGCCAGAUUGGUGCCCCGUAUUCACCUAGCUGCAAAUUGCUUCCUGCCGAUUUCAAAGGCACUGCGAGGUCGAGCCCAGAGAAUGUUGCAAGGACAUAUGCACCUCUGCAGGGGAGCUUGCGUUUCAUUUGUCACUCUAGAGGACUGCCUGUUACGUUUCAAGUUACGCCACAAGUCCUGCAAUCGCAGUGUGUGCUCCAGUUCUUAGCCCCUGAGCCCGUUGCUUGGAGUGGCACCAAGCGAUGUCAUCACGCCAGCAGGCUAGUACAGUGCACAUCAAAGGCAGGAGACUGGACCGACGGGGUUCAUUCUGCAUCGCCACCAGCUUCCAUUGAAUUGCCACCUUUCAGCACACAGGCCAUCGAAUGGCCCAGUCCCACUGCAGAAGCUGAACUGUUGGCAUUGGAGCAGCUGGACUGUAUCUUUGUUUUGGGAGGCGGGCAGACAAACAAUGGAGGUGUCCCGUUAUGGGUUCAGAGGAGGCUUGACGCUACAUACAGGGCUUACGUGGCUCAGGAUAAGCGGUGCCCCAUUAUUGUCAUGGGGGGCGGUACAUCACAUAAACCCCCUGUGCUCAACAAAGACGGGUACGUGAUCCACGAAGGGACAUCAUGUGCAGCCUACCUGACGGAGAAGCACGGGGUACAUCCAGACCACAUCCUCAAAGAAUGGGCUUCAUAUGACACGAUUGCAAAUGGCUACUUUGCCCUGACGGCACACGCCAUCCCCCGCGGCUGGCGACGCAUCAUGAUGGUGACGUCAGCCUUCCACUUCGAGCGCUCCCGGCUCAUCUUCGAGUGGAUGUUCGGCCUUCAGGGCGCCGGGGCGGCUUUCCACAACGACUCCGCCUCCGCCUCCGCCUCCGCAAACGGAACCGGCGAGUUUGGCGCACUCAGAAUCGAGUCCCACAAUGGGGAUGAUUCCAGUGGGCGCGGUUUGGUUGGACAUGAGGCAAGUCAAGUUGCAAGCAGUUUUGACGGAAACGGAGAAACUAGCGAUGAGGGAAAUGUAGGCGGGAUGAACGGGGGUGCGGUUGCGAGAACACCUGGCAGCCAAGGGUUCUCGAUGCACUACCUGCGGGCGUCGGACGAGGGGAUAGAUGCUGACGUCAUCCAGGCUCGACUACAAAAAGAGGCAAGCAGUAUACGAAAUCUGCAAAAAAAUCUGAUCCCCCGUAUUCGGACCCUCCCUGAGAUGCACCGCUGGCUUCACAUAGAGCACAAAGCAUACAACGUUGCGGAUCAGGCCGCCUUUGGGGAGGACCCGGCCAAAGUUAAGGACCCAGCACUAGCUUCGUAUUGAGAUUACGAGUAUGAGUUGCCGCGAUUCUUCUGAUUCAGUGCCUAAGCUGAAUACCAGUAAGCUCCAUCGUCGGAUACUAGCUAGCGAGGGCACGGCGCCCAAGGCUUAGCACGACUUCCCAAUUGCAAACCUGCGCGGCGCAGCAUCCGAGUAGUAGGCUGCAGAUCUUACGUAUCGAAUCAGAGGUGCUGAGGACAUGGGGCUGCCGCUCAGCUAGAGUGACCCGCAACGCGCUAGCAGCUCACUAGCUGCGAGCAAUUUUUUGAUAACAAACAAACUGCACGCGUGACUCAUGGACUUCAAUCACUUUGGAUAAGAAUUGUAAAGGUAUACUAAUAGACCACGCAGAUGUGUACCCAGCGACGGUGCCAUUUAUUAUAUAGCACAUAGGCUGGGCUUUGCAUGUUUCUCAGUACAUAGGCUGGGCUAUCCAUUUUUCAGUAUACAUACGGUAUGCAAUAUCUAAAAACUAAAGCAGAUAGGUCCACCGUCCGGCAUAAACAUGCACAUUAAAUAGUACAGUAGAGCUAGUCGCACAAUUUAAUGAGUCAG
This is a messenger RNA of Klebsormidium nitens, 1987 nucleotides long. The record is from the annotation of a GenBank genome assembly. NCBI's taxonomy places the organism in Eukaryota, Viridiplantae, Streptophyta, Klebsormidiophyceae, Klebsormidiales, Klebsormidiaceae.